Aspergillus bombycis is the source of this 1980-nucleotide messenger RNA. Its product is annotated as monooxygenase. The record is from RefSeq and is a predicted model, not a curated record. The transcript is spliced from 6 exons. Lineage: Eukaryota; Fungi; Ascomycota; Eurotiomycetes; Eurotiales; Aspergillaceae. The coding region runs from base 1 to 1980 and encodes 659 amino acids. Gene Ontology annotation, molecular function: monooxygenase activity; flavin adenine dinucleotide binding.
AUGGCUUCCAACGACUUCCCGUCCUCGGUACACGAUGAGUAUCCGCCAAGAGCGGAUCUGCGCCAGAUGAUGGCUCACCAGCCGCUUCCUACGAUCCCUCCCGGAACGAUAGAUCCAGCUUCCAUCACUGGUGAUGAGCCGGUGAAGCUGGCGCGCACUGUGUUGCGCCGCCUGAGCGCUGCACUGGCGGAUGAUGAUGCCAUCGCCGUUGAAAGUUGUUUCUUUGCCAAUCAGGCAUAUUGGAGAGAUCAACUGGCACUCACGUACCACCUCCGCACCUUUAGCGGCCCUAGCGCAAUCACCGCGAGCUUACUAGAAACAAAGAACUUGAGGGAGAUCGAAGGGGAAAUUGCUGUCGAUGGGGGCGCGGUCUUCCUCCCCGCUGCGCCGACGCUUCAAUUUAUCGACUGUGGUAUCGCUUUCCGAACUGGCUCUCCCGGCGCGACAUGCAAAGGAAAGGUGGUUCUACUUCCUGUUAAGAACCGCCAUGAGACAAUUGAGUGGAAGAUCUGGGUUCUGAGUACGUUCCUCGAGAGUUUAGACUUGCAGCAAGAGGAUGAGGCAUUGCUCAACUCUCCUGGAAGGCAAUUGGAUGGCCUUGCGACAUUCGAUACGGAUGUCUUUAUUGUCGGAGGCGGAAACGCUGCUGUCACUCUCGCAGCACGUCUCAAAGCGUUGGACGUCGAGAGCGUCAUGGCCGAGCGUAAUCCGCGACCUGGCGAUAACUGGGCCCUGCGCUAUGACUGCAUGCGCUUUCACAUUCCAACAUCAUUCUGUGACAUGCCCUACAUGUCGUAUGACGAGGAACUUCGAGCUCCCCACCUCUUGACUAGAGAGGAGCUGGCUUUACAGGUCAGACGGUAUGUGGAAACCUUUGGCCUGAAUAUCAUCACCUCCGCGCAGAUCCUGUCAACCACGUACGACCCAUCCACCAAACGUUGGGAGGUCAAGAUUCAGGCACCUGCUGGCCAACAAACAGUGCACUGUAAGCAUCUCGUGCUUGCGACCGGCAUCGCGUCCCAGGAGCCCUAUCUGCCAAAGGUAGCAGAUAAUCACCUAUAUCAAGGAACCAGCCUCCAUUCGGCUCAGUACAGGAAUGCAAAGCAGUUAGCGGAGACGGGGGCUAAGUCUGUCCUCGUAAUUGGAUCUGCCAACACUGCUUUCGACGUUCUCGAAGACUGCCACAGCGCUGGUCUCCAGACAACAAUGGUGGUUCGAUCUCCGACCUACAUUGUCCCAGUCGCCUAUGUCUGCGAUAAGCGCAGUCUCGGAGCCUACGACAUGGGUGUCGAGUUCGCUGAUCGACUCUUCAUGACGCUGCCGUCGCACGUAGACGCCCAGCUCGCUCGGGGUUUGAUCGCGCAGUUCGCAACGCAGGAACCACAUCGUUACGACGAUCUUGCAGCCACCGGGUUCCCGGUUAUUGACAGUCGCGACCCGGAGAUGUCAUUGAUGCAUAACCUGCUGGAGCGAGCGGGUGGACAUUAUGUGGAUGUGGGCGGCACCAAGUUGUUCACGGACGGUAAGGCAGGCGUGAAGGCCGGAGUCGAGCCCAUUGCGUACACGGCCACAGGACUACGGUUCUCGGACGGAAGCACCGCCGAUGCAGAUGCUGUGGUAUGGUGCACAGGAUUUGCCGACAAGGACAUGCGCGACACGGCAAUCCGAACCCUGGGUGGACGCUCUUGUAGUGAGGAUACCAGCACUGAGCCCCAACAGUUCCUUGGCCCUCGUGAAAUUGCCGAUCGCCUUGACGCGACUUGGGGAAUUGAUGCUGAGGGCGAGAUACGUGGUUUGUGGAAGCGUCAAUCGCGCCUCGACAACCUCUGGAUCGCGGGUGGUUAUACGCAACAACACCGGUGGCACUCGCGAACGCUAGCCCUGCAGAUCAAGGCCUCUUUAGAAGGUAUACUGCCUCCAGCAUAUCGGGACACGCCACAUGCUGCGCGGGCAAGUCCGCAUAAAUGUACGUUACUAUAG